Alosa sapidissima (American shad) is the source of this 2280-nucleotide messenger RNA. It is a transcript of the gene rap2c, whose product is annotated as RAP2C, member of RAS oncogene family. The transcript is spliced from 3 exons. Gene Ontology annotation, biological process: Rap protein signal transduction; negative regulation of cell migration. NCBI's taxonomy places the organism in Eukaryota, Metazoa, Chordata, Actinopteri, Clupeiformes, Clupeidae. The coding region runs from base 1032 to 1583 and encodes 183 amino acids. The record is from RefSeq and is a predicted model, not a curated record. Gene Ontology annotation, molecular function: GTP binding; GDP binding; GTPase activity. Gene Ontology annotation, cellular component: plasma membrane.
ACCUUGAUUUAUGGGCCUGCAACUAAACUUGAAAGUCUGCAUUGGCCCGUUCUGCUUAUGAUGGGCCCAAAUGCAGCGAAAUCUCUGCAUAUUUAGCGCCAGCAGUUGUUGAGGAGUCUUGAACCUACAAUGGGAUUUGCGUCCUGUAGCUCCAGGAAUAGUGCUCAAGGAAUGUGUACGGGCAGAUUACGACUCUGAUCAGCGGUGUUCUGAGAGACGAGACUGGGAGAGGCCGGUUCGAAGCAAGGCCGGCGGAGUAGAGGUGUCAUUUUCGUUUGAAGCAACGUGUUGCUUGCAUUAUAUUGGACUGAAAUUUAAUUCCGUUCGAUUAAAACGGUGGUUUAAGACAGUACGCUUGGAGACAGGUGAAACGCCGAGCAUUCUUCAAUGUACUGGUGACAGUCAUUUUUAAGUUGCUAAUAUUACUCGGAUAGCUUAGGUGGAAUAGCUGGCUAGUUGGCUUACAAGCUAGCUAAUGUUGUUUUAGGAGCUAACGGUAACUCCUAGCUUUAUCCAGAUUUAAUGCAACCAAAAUGGAAACGGUAUGGAAUGGGUUGUGAUCUCAUGGCCCCGAAUUUAGCUGUCAAGAUGAACUUUAACUUAUAACAAUAUUUUCCAAGUUUUGGAUCUGUCCUUAUUUUGGGGCUUGAUGAUCUCAAAGUAUACGUUUGGAGUUUGUGUAAAGGUAGCCAGCUAACCAUACCUAGCUUGCUAGCUAACAAACAAGGUUCGUUAGAGAGAGUAUGGAUGGGCGUAGCGGCUUCAGUUUUACUUGCUAGCUAGCUAUCUAAGGCAAAUAGCUAGCAGAACGCGGGCGUUGCUCAGUUUUUCGAAGGCACGUUGCAAAGAUUUUUGUCUUAUGUUCAACUUUUUGAAAAAUCUCGGUGGUAUACUUGCUUUUGCGACUGCUGUCCACACAGCUACAGCCCGUGUUGGGAUUUGUAUAGUGUAAGGUUAACGUUAGCCGUUUGAUUUAUGUAGCUUGUGAACAAACACCUAUUAGGUUGGGUCAGGCACAUAGCUACACCCCAAUGAAGGAGUACAAAGUGGUUGUGCUGGGCAGUGGUGGCGUCGGUAAGUCCGCGCUUACCGUCCAGUUUGUCACCGGCACAUUCAUUGAGAAAUAUGACCCGACUAUAGAGGAUUUCUAUCGGAAAGAGAUUGAAGUGGAUUCGUCCCCGUCAGUGUUGGAGAUUCUGGACACAGCAGGAACCGAGCAGUUCGCAUCGAUGAGAGACCUGUAUAUAAAAAACGGCCAGGGCUUCAUCCUAGUUUACAGUUUGGUCAACCAACAGUCAUUUCAGGACAUCAGACCCAUGAGGGAUCAGAUUGUGAGGGUGAAGCGCUUUGAAAAAGUCCCGCUCAUCCUUGUGGGCAAUAAAGUGGAUCUGGAGUCGGAGCGAGAGGUGGCGGGCUCUGAUGGCCGUGCCCUGGCUCAGGAGUGGGGCUGCCCCUUCAUUGAGACAUCAGCCAAGAGCAAGACCAUGGUGGAUGAGCUGUUUGCGGAAAUUGUGAGGCAAAUGAACUACGCCACACUGCCAGAGAAACAAGAGCAGUGUUGCACAGCUUGUGUGGUGCAGUGAAGACACUGUUCUCUACAACCAUACUACCCCCUUCACCCCAGACACAUUACCUGGCAGGAUGCCCUUUGAACCAGUCUGCUUCAAUGACGUCAGACCCCGUCAGUCACACCAGCGACACCACACCUGCACACUUCUGAUGCUGGUUGGCUGCUGAGGCCAGUUUUGCCCCACUGAAGGCAAUAAAGGGGGCUUGAACUUCUCCAACCCCUUGAUAGCCUGACUGUCGAGCACACUCACCUACAAAUGCACUGGCCUUUUGGGUGAUAUAGGAAAGACAUAAUAUAACACAUAGCAAAGACAGACUAUAGUGGAUAGGUGACAUGACAGGGCUAUUGAUUUUUAGUAUUUUUCAAAGGGCGUUGGGCUAAUGAGCUGUUUGUGCUCAUGGCUAAAGCACCCUGUAGGUGCUCAGCCAUAUAUAAAUAUAUACCCUGUGUUUAAAUAUUUUAAAUUUGGUAUAUAAUUUUAAGUGACAACAGUCCGCAGGUUUGAGACCUGUGCUAUCUGUAUUUUUUUACAAUGUAUGCUUUUUCUCCCUCUUCUUCCUUAUUAAUCUAUUUAUUAAAAUCUUUAAUUAUUGUGGUAGCUACUUAUUGCCUUUUAUUUUGUAUUGGUGGUUGUUUUGCUUAUGUGACCGCAGUAUGCUUUGUUUCUGAAGUGGAGCAUUAACGACGCCUUAAAUGAUUUCAGUCUUCAA